AUGCCUGGACAAAUCAUCUGCAAUGCAGGCAAGUGUACGCGUCAAGGCACUACAAAACGCGUUGUGCCAGACCCCCGAAAAGGGACACUCUCCCUUGAGCAGCGCGACGACUUGCUCCAUUUCUGCUGGAGGGAGCGUGGACAGGCAGAGACGGAGGAGGCGGAAGAAGAUCUCAUCAUCUUUCCUGAAGAUGCGACGCUCGAGCGUGUCCCCGUGGAUAAGAUGACGCUUGUGCGGGAGGAUGGCGAGGAGGUGGGUGAGGCGGAUAGGGAGAAGAAUACAAGAAUCUAUGCAUUGCGCUUCAAGAGCAGCGACCAGGUGAGCUUCUACUGGAUGCAGUCUGGGGACGGGAGCAAGGACGACGAUGUUGUUGCGAGGGUGAAUGCGAUCAUUGGAGAGGAGCAGGAAGAGGAGGAGGAAGAGGGAGACAGGAUGGAGCAGUAG
Protomyces lactucae-debilis is the source of this 444-nucleotide messenger RNA. RefSeq names its product proteasome complex subunit Rpn13 ubiquitin receptor-domain-containing protein. The record is from RefSeq and is a predicted model, not a curated record. The transcript has a single exon. Gene Ontology annotation, cellular component: cytoplasm; proteasome regulatory particle, lid subcomplex; nucleus. Gene Ontology annotation, biological process: ubiquitin-dependent protein catabolic process. NCBI's taxonomy places the organism in Eukaryota, Fungi, Ascomycota, Taphrinomycetes, Taphrinales, Protomycetaceae. Gene Ontology annotation, molecular function: endopeptidase activator activity; ubiquitin binding; proteasome binding. The coding region runs from base 1 to 444 and encodes 147 amino acids.